Messenger RNA from Thecamonas trahens ATCC 50062, 2142 nucleotides. RefSeq names its product WD40 repeat-containing protein. Gene Ontology annotation, cellular component: nucleolus. The transcript is spliced from 2 exons. Gene Ontology annotation, molecular function: protein binding. NCBI's taxonomy places the organism in Eukaryota, Apusomonadida, Apusomonadidae. Bases 6 to 2123 code for a protein of 705 amino acids. The record is from RefSeq and is a predicted model, not a curated record. Gene Ontology annotation, biological process: maturation of SSU-rRNA from tricistronic rRNA transcript (SSU-rRNA, 5.8S rRNA, LSU-rRNA).
CAAUCAUGUCGUUCAAUCGGGAGGGAACGGCGUUUGCCACCACCUCUACCGACUCCCGGAUCCGGGUGUGGGACACCCGGUCCGGCGAGCUGCUGCACGUUCUCACCGACGCAGACCAUCUUUCCACCAACUACACAUGCUUGACCUGGCUCGAUGUUCCGGCUAGCUUUGGCCUUGGUCCCAAGAAGACGAGCAAGCGGAAGCGUGGAGGAAGCAAGUCAAAGGAGAGUGAGGGAGAGGGCGGUGAGGAGACGCGGGCGGUGCUUGCGGUCGGAACGCGCAAGGGCACGCUGCUGGUGUGGGACGUGGCGACGGAGAAGAUCAUCUCGCGGGCUGGGAGCCGUGGCGGGCACUCUGCGGCGCUGCGUGCGCUGGUGGCCCGACCGGACGGCCUGUUCUCGGCCGGAUCUGACGGGCAGGUGCUGUUCUGGUCGUGGAAGACGCUGACGUCCGAUGCGACGCCGGUUAUUGUGGCUGAUGGCACCAUCCUCGGCGCCUUCUCGGCCGCCACCUUCCACACCAUCUCUGCUCUGGCGGCGUCGGAGAGCGGCUCGCGACUUGCGGUUGCUGCCAACUCGAUCUGCGUCCUCGACGUGUCUGAUCUGGACAACGUGACGUGUGUGGCCACGCUGACGGGCCACGCUUCGCUCGUCUCGUCGCUCGCCUUUUCGGCCGACGGCGCCAUCCUUAUCUCGGCCGCCCUCCAUGACCGGUUCAUCAACGUGUACGACCUGUCGUCGACGUCGCGCGACACGGUGUUCUCGCCGGACGCCGCGCGCAUCCUCGUCACCGAGUCGCAGCCGCUCGGCCUCGUCACCUACGCCACCGAUGCGCCGAGCUCGGGUAAGUCGUCCAAGAAGAGCCGCAAGUCGGCGUCCGAGCCCGGAGCGGUCCACGUUGCCGCCUUUACCGCGUCGGGCGAGGCUGCCAUCUGGAGCGACGUCAUGGCCACCGUCGACGCUGGCGGCAAGAAGAAGAAGUCGCGCAAGGCUGCAGCGCGCGGCAUCAAGCCGCGGGCGCCGGCCUGCCUUGUGGCCGAGGAGCCGACCGACGACAACGGGUUUGUCGGGCGCGGCAUUCGCGCGCUCCGGCCCACUACCGCGCACGCCUUCCUUGCCAUGCACGGGCCGACCAAGAACCCGUCGUUCACGGCGAUCAAGGCCGCGGGCACCGACGGCAGCGUGCUCGAGUCGGUCACCAUUGCUGCGCCUGCGGCGGCGAGCCAGCACCCGUUCGGCGGUCCGGGCACGUCGGCAGGCGCCAGCGCCGUGGGCGUGCCGUCCAAGGCCAAGGGCACCAAUGCCAAGGUGCUGUCGGCUGCUGACGCCAUGGCGCCGCGGGCGGGCGAGGCGCCGAUGGCCAUGUCCUUGGCCGCCGGUGGCUUUGACUCGCUCUCGGACGGCGAGGACGACGGCGAGGAGAACAAGAACCUCGGCGGCCUCUCAUUUGCAGAGCGGCUCAAGGCCAUCAACGGCUCGUCGGGCGGGCGCCAGAAGAACGGCCGCCGAUCCCGCGCGUCGGGCGAUGGCUCGGCAUCGCCGGCCUCGGACGAUGGUACCGUCGGCGUCCCGCGCGGCGAGUCACUCAAGCGCAUGCUGGUCCAGGCCCUGCACUCGGGCGACAACCAGCUGCUUGAGUACUGCCUCGGCAUGUCCACCCAUGGCACCAUCAUGGCCACCGUCCGCCAGUUGCCGACUGCCCGCAUUGUCGCCCUCCUCAAGAUUCUCACCGACAAGCUGCGCUCGCGCCCGGCCCGCGGUACCCGCCUCGUUCCCUGGAUCCGAGCCAUUCUUGUCACCCACACUGCCUUCCUCCUCUCGGUUCCCGGCCUCUCCGCCAUGCUCACCCCGCUCUACCAGACCUUUGAGGAGCGCCUGGCCGUCUACGACAAGCUGAUGAAGCUUAACGGCCGCCUUGACCUCGUCCUCUCGCAGGUCUCCGCCGACGACGCUGCACCCGGCCGCACCUCGGUCCGUGCCCGCCCACGCACCCUUUACAUCGAGGGCAAUGACGACACCGACCUCCUCGGCUCCGACUCGGACUCGUCCGACUCGUCCGACCCAUCCGACUCGGACUCGGAUCUCUCCGACUCGGACUCGGGCUCGGCUUCGAUGUCCGAGUAAGUACAUUUUCAGUGCUGCC